GCCGGUGGAGUCGACCGCCCGAACGCGGCCUAGUCGUGAACAACUUCAAAUAAAUACCCACAGAGCUUGCUUUGAUAACCGUUGUACUACUGGAUAACAUUCAUCAUCAAACAAGGAUGAUACGAUUAUUGUCCAAACACGAACUGCAGAAGAGAUGACUCAACUCACUCAACCAUAAGAAACAUCAUAGAGCGACCAUUCAAAUGUAGCGUUAAGUGAUGAACAAUACGUAACAAUGCUAGCCGACGACACUCGGUACGGCAAUGACACAUACAGAGGCGAGUUUUCUGACUACAUUUACGAACCGAGUUUGUUGUCACUCCUCGGUAAAAACCGGUCGAGUUUUAAGGAUGUCCUCGUGGCUCUGGAAGACUGGAGGACCAGGAACAACAUUUCCGUCAGGGUUGGCACAGAGUGCUCGGCGUUGGAUUACUGUUCGGGGGAGUUUAGGGAUGUUAUACUGGCGUACAACAGUAUACAUGGAUACGUUAGUCUGUUGGUAUGCCUAUUCGGUAGCCUGGCGAACGCCCUGAACGUGGCGGUGCUGACGCGGCGCGACCUGGCCGCGGCGCCCAUCAACCGGCUGCUCAAGUGGCUGGCCGUGGCCGACGUGUUCGUCAUGCUGGAGUACGUGCCCUUCGCCGUCUACAGGUACCUGAUCCUACCGGCACAAGACGAGAGACCGCACUCGUGGGCUGUGUACAUGCUGUUUCACAUGCACUUCACGCAGAUCUUGCACACCGCCUCCAUAUUGCUCACGUUGUCCCUUGCUGUCUGGCGAUAUAUAGCUAUCAAGUACCCUUCAUACAGCCCAACGCUGUGCACAGAUCGUCGCUGUUCCAUGGCGAUUCUUAUUAGCUUCGUCUUGCCGCCAAUCCUUUGUAUUCCUUCAUAUUUUGUGUUCACAAUACACAAGGACUUCACUAUAGACGUGAGCUCCGGCGCCGCUAUGAAAGUUUACUUCGUGGAUUCAGACUUCGAUGGCAGUCUUUACCAAAUAAACUUCUGGGUUCACGCGGUGUUUAUAAAGUUAUUGCCCUGCGCAAUCCUCACUAUCAUAAGCGCGUGGCUCAUUCGGGCUUUGUAUCGGGCGAAUACCAGGAAAAAAGCUCUCAAAAGCUACAAUGCGUGUCCGUCGGAUACUGGCGUCAAUGGGAACGGAAACUUUUUCACGAGAAAAUCGACCAAGCGCUCAAAAGCCGAGCGGCGAACGGACAGGACCACUAAGAUGCUGCUUGCUGUCCUCCUGCUAUUCUUGAUCACUGAGUUUCCACAGGGAAUUCUGGGUCUGCUGAGUGGCAUGCUGGGGCGGUGCUUCUUCAAGCGCUGCUACGACCUGUUCGGAGAGCUGAUGGACGCGCUGGCGCUGCUGAACGGCGCCAUCAACUUCGUGCUCUACUGCUCCAUGUCGCGCCAGUUCCGCACGAGCUUCGGGCAGAUCGUGCGAGCGCGGUGCGCGCCCACACAGCGCGCCGUGUCUCACACCGAACUUCAAACUACAUUCGUUUGAAUUUGGAACAAACAUUCUCCAUGGGACUCUCAUUGACAUGAGUUCAUUGUACACUGGACGAUUGCCCGGCAAAUUCUCAUUCAGUAGAGUCAAAUGUUGAAAAAACCGGUUGCCAAAAAGUAAUGUGAUUUGCCAGUCGCUUCAAGAGGAUUUAUAAAAUUUUUGUCUAGACUAUAUUUACCGAGUGAUGAUUAAAAUAGAAGCAUAAGGAAAGGAACUGUUUUUAGAAGUGAUGACGGUUGAGGUAUUGAGUUGUGUUUGCUACAAAACUGUCCGAAAGAUAAUUAGAAUUUUGGAAUUGAUAUAAAUUUGACCUGCUUCUACUUAUAAAUGUCACAGACAUAUUGGUGCAAGCAAGAUUCAAUGCAAACGCAAUGAACACAUUAAUGUUAUAUUAAUGGAAUGACCUACUUUGCAAGACUUUUUCAAUAUUUAAAGGUACCGUUGGGAUGUCAACUUAUGAUAGAUAUUGAUAAUAAUUAUCUGUGUUUAGUCCAUCGCUUUCAUCAUCCAAUAGCCUAGUUCAUUUUAGAUUCCAAUUGCUGUCAAAUAGUCCUUACACCCUGGCUGGUGCUGCCUCUGCGCGUGUCCCAUGAGACGGGCAAGGGAAACAUCCGCUCGGUCUACUUCCUACAUUUCAUUAAAGUGUCAAAAGGUCUCUACGCGUUGGCUCCGGCCCCGCGCACGCCUCCCAAAGGUCCGGAACACCAUUGUUCCAUGAUUGGAAAGACAUACAAAUAAUCUGUGUUGAAACACAUAUUCCUUUAGCUUCGAAAACUAGGCAGGCUAUAGUCGAGAGCGCUUGAAUGACGAAUGGACUGGUGCAUGAUUAAAUUAUGUGUCAGUGUGUUUACAAUGUGUAGAUAUCCAUCAUUCCC
This is a messenger RNA of Leguminivora glycinivorella, 2388 nucleotides long. It is a transcript of the gene NGR-A20, whose product is annotated as G-protein coupled receptor dmsr-1-like. Gene Ontology annotation, biological process: G protein-coupled receptor signaling pathway. Gene Ontology annotation, molecular function: G protein-coupled receptor activity. Bases 236 to 1510 code for a protein of 424 amino acids. Lineage: Eukaryota; Metazoa; Arthropoda; Insecta; Lepidoptera; Tortricidae. The transcript is spliced from 7 exons. The record is from RefSeq and is a predicted model, not a curated record. Gene Ontology annotation, cellular component: membrane.